Neogale vison (American mink) is the source of this 1125-nucleotide messenger RNA. It is a transcript of the gene CD58, whose product is annotated as CD58 molecule. Gene Ontology annotation, cellular component: cell surface. The coding region runs from base 62 to 835 and encodes 257 amino acids. The transcript has 6 exons. The record is from RefSeq and is a predicted model, not a curated record. Gene Ontology annotation, molecular function: signaling receptor binding. Lineage: Eukaryota; Metazoa; Chordata; Mammalia; Carnivora; Mustelidae.
CUGGCGAAAUUACUAGGGUGCACUCAGCGCAGUAGGGCCUUAGAGGCCAGCCGGACGCGCCAUGACCGCAGGGAGUGCGUGUGGCUGGGCCGCGGGGGUCCUCGGCGUGGUCUGCCUGGCGCUCCAGUUCGACUCCAUCAGCUGUCAUUUCCCGAUGUUUGGAACUGUGAACCAGAGCGUAACUUUCCCUGUAUCAAACUCUGUACCCUUUACAGAGAUUAUGUGGACAAAAAAUAGGGAUAAAGUCCUUGAAUGGGAAGCAGGCUCUUCCGUCAGAGUUUUCCCACCUUUUGUAGGCAGAGUUCAUUUAGACACCACAUCAGGAAGCCUUACCAUCUUCAACCUAACAUAUUCGGAUGAGGCGGACUAUAAACUGGAUUCUUUGAGCAGUGGCGACAUUUUGUUCACUCUGAAGGUGAUUGAUCCUCUUCCGUCUCCAACACUAAAUUGCACCUUGGCUGCUGAAGACAUUACAGUCAAUUGCAGGAUCCCAGAGUCUUACAAUUUCAUACAACAUUUAAACUAUUCAUGGAACUGCUUUCCGGCACUGUGUAAAAAUGGCUCGAAUAUGUCUGAAGUGGUGAUUAAGAGGAACAAUGAUCUCUCGCAGGAAAUACGCUGUACUGUUAACAGUCCGUUGUCCAAACAGACAUCCUUGCUUGUCUUAGCAACCUGUGUCCCAGCUGAGAAUUCAAGGAGCAGGUUUGCAAUUAUACCAGCAGUAGUCAUACCCCUAGUAGCAGGAGUAAUUUUUUUGGCUGUUCAAAAGAGGUUUUCUGCAAUGUGGCAGAGAAACAGAGAGAACCGACCCCAGUUGACCGGUGCUUCAAGAUGAUCAAAUGUAUAGUGACUAAGUUAUUUAAAUAAUGGAAUCAAAAGCCAUCUGAUUUGCUGUUCAAGUAUUCUGUCAUCUUCAAGGACAUUUUGGAACUCUAAUCUGAAGUGACCCUCCACUAGAAGAGUUUUUUUGGAAGAAAUAUCAACUAUUAACCAGAACUAAUAUCUACCCUAUCCCUACUCUGGUCUCCAACUACAUACUGUAAAUAGUUUUUGAUUCUCAGUUUCUUACUGCUAAUUUUCUAUCAGAUAUACACAUGUAAAUAUGUAAAUAUACCCUAAAUGGUA